GUUGCAACCUUUUGCAUCCAUCAAUCGUGCAAGAUGCAUCCAAACUCUGCAGCCGCUUUUUUUUUGUUGCUGGGCAUGUCCUGGUGUUUUAGGUUGCAGAUUUCCGACGAGGAUGAUAGUGACGAGUUCACAAAACAGGAGCUGCAGUUUGCAGAGCGUUAUUUAAAAACUCAUUAUAAUCUCUGGUCAAGUCCCGCUGGCAUCUUGAAGUCAGGCGAUACAUUUUCCACCAAACUUCGAGAAAUGCAAUCGUUUUUGGGGCUAGAAGUCACCGGAAAGCUGAAUGAAGAAACCUAUGAGUUAAUGAAGCAGCCCCGAUGUGGUGUUCCUGAUGUGGGAGAGUACAACUUUUUCCCCCGAAAGCUAAAGUGGUCCCAUAAUAAUUUAACAUACAGGAUUUUAAAUUACACCCCGGAUCUGAAAAAGUCUGAAGUGGAGAGAGCCUUCAGAAAAGCAUUCAAAGUCUGGUCUGAUGUGACACCACUCAACUUCACCAGAAUUCGUACUGGCGUAGCAGAUAUCAUGAUUUCCUUUGGACGGAGAGAACAUGGUGAUUUCUAUCCUUUCGAUGGACCUUCUGGUCUCCUGGCUCAUGCUUUCCCUCCUGGACCAGGUUCUGGAGGAGAUGCUCAUUUUGAUGAGGAUGAACUGUGGUCAACAGAUUCCAAAGGAUAUAACUUGUUUCUGGUGGCUGCCCACGAAUUUGGCCAUGCUCUGGGACUUGAGCACUCCAGAGAUCCAGGAGCUCUGAUGUAUCCAAUCUACACAUACACGGGGAACACAGGCUUGUUGUUGCCAGAUGAUGAUGUACAAGGGAUCCAGACUCUUUAUGGUGCAGGAGAUCACGAUCCCCAUCCUGAUCAUCCAAAAACCCCUGAGAAAUGCAGUGAAAACCUAACACUUGAUGCUAUCACAGAAUUUCGAGGAGAAAUGAUGAUCUUCAAAGACAGGUUUUUUUGGCGCCUACAUCCUCAGAUGGUUGAAGCAGAUUUGGUGCAGAUUAGAUCAUUUUGGCCAGAAAUUCCAACCAAAAUUGAUGCAGCAUAUGAACACUCUGACAAAGAUCGUGUGCUGCUUUUUCGGGGCAGAAAAGUUUGGGCUUUGAAUGGUUAUGACAUAAUAGAGGGCUACCCUAAAAAAAUUUAUGAAUUGGGUUUGCCAAAAUUCAUAAAGACAAUAGACGCAGCUGUCCAUAUCGGCGAGACUGGGAAAACUCUCUUUUUUACAGGAGAAAAGUAUUGGAGUUAUGAUGAACAGAAUCAGAUCAUGGACAAAGGCUACCCUAGAUUUAUACAAGAUGACUUCCCAGGAAUUGGUCGCCGAGUAGAUGCAGUCUAUCAGAAAAAUGGCUAUUUAUAUUUCUUCAAUGGACCACUGCAGUUUGAAUUCAGCAUCUGGGAUGAAAGAAUUGUUCGUAUCUUGAGAACUAACUCAAUCUUUUGGUGCUGAAUAUAUUAAGCCAGGUUCUGAACUGUGGAAUAAUUUGCUACUCAUGAAAAAUAAUACUGUGUGUGGAUAUUUUUUUUUAACCUAAAAGCUUGAUUCUGUGAACAAGCUUAGAUAACGCUGUCACUGAUUUUAUAUUGUAUAUAUGGGACAUAUAGCUACGUAUCAGUCUGGAACUGAGUUAAAUUGAAAGGGUUUAGCUUUUCGUAAUGUAUAAACAUUUUGCAUGGAUUAACACUAUUUAAUAGUUGAAUAAAUAAAAACACCAUCUUCCUGUAAAGGGCUGACCAGAGAAAAGAAAACCCCUGGAAACCCCUAGUUGGCAGUAGGCAGUUCAAAUUGUUCAAAAAUAAAAUUAAAAAUGGGGGAGGGGGGGACAAAUAUCUGAAUUUCAGAAUCUUGUGAAGUUGAUUGUUUACAUCAAGGAUCAUUUGGGUGAUCUUGAAAAAACAAAUCAUGAUAAAGUUUGGCAGCAUCCUGAGAAUUUAAAUAGUUUUAUUUUAUUUUUUAAAAAAUGGUUUUUAAUUUAAAUUGAGUUUCUAGUGGUGUUAUGGAGGAGUAUCUCAGGUGAUGCUUGAUGACCUGAAGGUAAAUUAAUAAAUACAGGUAGUCCUUGAUUUAUGACCAUAAUUGAACCCAAUAUUCCUGUCACUAAGUGUGACAGUUGUUUAGUGAGUUGUGCCCCAUUUAAUGACCUUUCUUGCCAUAGUUGUUAAGUGAAUCACUGCAGUUGUUAAAUUAGUAACACGGUUAUUAAG
Messenger RNA from Protobothrops mucrosquamatus (brown spotted pit viper), 2204 nucleotides. Its product is annotated as collagenase 3. NCBI's taxonomy places the organism in Eukaryota, Metazoa, Chordata, Lepidosauria, Squamata, Viperidae. Bases 34 to 1449 code for a protein of 471 amino acids. Gene Ontology annotation, molecular function: metalloendopeptidase activity; zinc ion binding. Gene Ontology annotation, biological process: extracellular matrix organization; proteolysis; collagen catabolic process. The transcript has 10 exons. The record is from RefSeq and is a predicted model, not a curated record. Gene Ontology annotation, cellular component: extracellular matrix.